Molecule: messenger RNA, 2079 nt
Organism: Sinocyclocheilus grahami
Lineage: Eukaryota; Metazoa; Chordata; Actinopteri; Cypriniformes; Cyprinidae
Gene: prkg3
Product: protein kinase cGMP-dependent 3
Exons: 20
Coding region: 115-2079 (654 amino acids)
Biological process (GO): protein phosphorylation
Molecular function (GO): cGMP-dependent protein kinase activity; ATP binding
Source: RefSeq, a predicted model, not a curated record
GAUUUCUAUCCAUCAAGCUGAUCUUUCUGCCAGAACACACACCGAUCUGGAGGGAGUGAGAGCGUGAAGGCUCAGUGUCAUGCUGCUCUAGUAAAGGUGAAUCUCACCAGGCCAAUGGAAGUCCAACUCAAGAAAUUACGACAAAUGCUGGAGAAAGAAUGCCAGCUCAACCAGGAACUCCAGAACCAGAACAAAGAGCUGAAGAGACAGCUUGAACAGAAAGAGAGAUUGUUACAGGUGCUGCAAGGACAACUGGAUGAGCUUGAUUGUGCACCUCAACAAAACAGUAAUGAAAUGCCUGAGGUUCGACAGAGUCGGGCAGCUGUCAUGGCUCCGGAGCGAGUACCAGAAGUCCUGGAAAUCACUGCCAACAGAGUCAAUAAAACUGCCAGUGAGAAGGCUCGGAUUGUGAAGGCCAUUCAUAAGAAUGACUUCCUCCGUCGUCUGGAUGAGGAGCAGAUCAGUAUGAUGGUCGAUCUGAUGAAGGUUCUGGACUGUCGGCCUGGUGAGGACAUCAUCCGAGAGGGCACAGAGGGAGACAGCCUGUACAUUGUCGCUGAGGGGGAGCUGAAGGUUACUCAGGCUGGAUGUGAUCUGCGAACUUUGAGCUCCGGCGAUGUGUUUGGGGAACUGGCCAUUCUAUACAACUGUAAACGCACAGCAUCUGUCAAAGCCAUCACUACGGUGAAGUUAUGGUGUAUUGAGAGACAAACAUAUCGAAGCAUCAUGACCAACAAAUCAAAGAAGAAAAGAGAGCAACUCAUGGGCUUCCUGAAAACGGCUCGCACUUUGAAAGCCCUGAAAGAUGUGCAGCUGUCAAAGAUCAUUGAUUCCAUGGAGGAAGUGAAGUUUCAGAACAAUGAAGUGAUUGUCCGAGAGGGAGCAGAGGGAAAUGCGUUUUACAUCAUUCUCAAAGGAGAGGUUUUAGUGACAAAAAAUGUGAACGGACAGCAGAAAUUCAUUCGUAAGAUGGGUGAGGGGGAACACUUUGGAGAACUGGCUCUAAUACGAGAGAUCCUCAGGACAGCCACAUGCACAGCGGUGGGAGCUGUCACUUGCUUUUCCAUUGAUAAAGAGGUUUUUGAGGAGACCAUUCCUUUUGAAAGCCUUGAGCUCCAUGAUGAUAUUGCUGUCUCCAGGCCAGAAACAUCUCUAAAGCUGAAAGAUCUCGUCCCUGUACUGUACCAGGAGGGAAGUUAUCACGGAGAGCCUGUCACUCUUGGAGUCGGGGGGUUUGGAAAAGUGGAGCUGGUAACUACCUUGCAGCACAGAAUGUACUUUGCUAUGAAGAAGAUCAGUAAACAGCAUGUUGCUGCAAAGAAGCAGGAAGGACACAUUCUCCUAGAAAAGAAAAUUCUCCAGGCAAUCCAAUGUGACUUCAUUGUCAGGCUGCAUGCUGCCUUCAAAGAUUCUCGUUACGUCUACAUGAUCAUGGAGUUUUGUCCUGGUGGGGAAAUCUGGACCAAGCUGAAAGAGGCAGGGCGCUUCGAGGAGAAUAUAGCCGUGUUCAUAACAGCGUGUGUGGUUGAAGCCUUUGCAUACCUCCAUAACAAAGGGAUCCUGUAUCGAGACCUGAAACCAGAAAACCUCAUGCUGGACUCCAAAGGAUAUGUGAAAUUGGUUGAUUUUGGUUUUGCAAAAGAGCUUUCUCGGGGUGAGAAGACAUAUUCGUUCUGCGGUACUCCUGAGUACAUGCCUCCAGAGAUCAUUCAGAACCAGGGCCAUGACUUUGCUGCUGACUUCUGGUCACUUGGUGUUCUAAUCUAUGAGCUACUUGUGGGCAGUCCGCCAUUCUCCAGUUCAGACCCACAGAAGAUCUAUGCCAAGAUCUUGGAUGGUGUGCUGAAUUUCCCGUCAUAUAUGGGGGAAGGUGCCAAAUCUCUCAUCAGUAAAUUGUGCAGAUCACGUCCGGGCCAGCGUCUGGGCAAUACAAAAAAUGGAAUCAAAGAUGUCCGACAUCACAGGUGGUUUAACAUCAUUAACUGGCAUAGAUUAAGAAUGGGGCAGCUGGAGGCACCAACUAUUCGACUCAUAAGAAAGGUCAACUUUUUUUCACAGCUUACAAAAGUAACACUUUAG